AAACAUUAUCCGGUUCACUGAAGGUGUAGUUCAUGGAGGAAGAACCGGUGGCUUCCGAAACAGCGACUCGCCGCUCGAAAAGGACUAGGGCUCAGACUAGGACUGCUGAACAUCAACCUAGCACGGCCAAUGCCAAAGGCAGGAAUGACCACGACAGAACCAGCGAAAAUCAGGAGGAAAGAGAAGAAUCUUUUGAUGAUUUUGAGGAACCUCGCCUGAGAACUAAACGUAAUCGAGCUACGGAGUCCGCUACAGUAGCAUCUCGUAAAACAGAUCAGAGCCUGAUCGAGGUUAUCAAAGGUAAUGGGAAACAAAUUCCUCAAGUUGUUAAUAUAUGGGUUGAACAAUAUGAGAAGGAUCCAAAACCUGCCAUGGUAGAACUUUUGAUGAUGCUUUUUGAGGCUUGUGGAGCAAAGUAUCGUAUCCAAGAAGAGUUCCUGGAUGAGACUGAUGUUGAUGAUGUAGUAGUUGCUCUUGUUAAUCUGGCUAGGAAAGGGGAAGUUGAAGAUUAUCAAGGCUCAAAAAAGAAGGAGUUCAAGAAUUUCAAAGAUAAUCUUGUCUUUUUCUGGGACAAUUUGGUUGCUGAAUGUCAAAAUGGGCCGUUGUUUGAUCAGGUCUUGUUUGACAAGUGCAUGGACUAUAUAAUUGCACUAUCAUGCACUCCUCCAAGGAUUUAUCGCCAGGUUGCUUCAUUGAUGGGACUCCAACUUGUUACAUCUUUCAUUAAUGUUGCUAAAAUGCUGGGCACCCAGCGAGAAACUACACAGAGACAGUUAAAUGCUGAAAAAAAGAAACGGUCUGAGGGGCCUCGUGUGGAAUCCCUUGAUAAAAGGUUGUCAGAGACACAUGAAAAGAUAACAGUGAUAGAGGAGAUGAUGCGCAAAAUAUUUACUGGGUUAUUUGUGCAUCGGUACCGAGAUAUUGAUCCUGAAAUCCGAAUGUCAUGCAUACAGUCGCUCGGUGUAUGGAUCCUGUCAUAUCCAUCACUGUUCUUGCAGGAUUUGUACUUAAAAUACCUGGGAUGGACACUGAAUGACAAAAGUGCUGGUGUAAGGAAAGCUUCUGUCCUUGCAUUGCAAAAUCUUUAUGAGGUAGAUGACAAUGUGCCAUCUCUUGGCCUUUUUACCGAAAGAUUUUAUAAACGGAUGCUUGAACUUGCUGAUGAUAUUGAUAUUUCUGUGGCAGUAUGUGCCAUAGGACUCGUAAAACAAUUACUCAGGCAUCAGCUUGUUCCUGAUGAGGAAUUAGGUUCUUUAUAUGAUUUACUGAUUGAUGAUCCGCCAGAUAUCAGGCGUGCCAUUGGGGCACUGGUGUAUGAUCACUUGAUUGCACAGAAAUUCCAUAGCUCUCAAUCUCAUUCAACAGGUGAUGAAAGUGAUUCUUCUGAGCUCCAUCUUAGCAGAAUGUUGCAAAUACUGAGAGAGUUUUCAGCAGAUCACAUACUGAGUACCUAUGUCAUUGACGAUGUUUGGGAGUACAUGGGUGCCAUGAAAGAUUGGAAGCGUAUUAUCUCAAUGGUACUGGAUGAGAACCCAUCAAUUGAGCUUACUGAUGAGGAUGCAACAAACUUGAUUCGACUACUCUGUUCCUCUGUUAAAAAGGCAGUGGGAGAAAAGAUUGUUCCUGCCACUGAUAAUCGGAAACAGUACUACAAUAAAGCUCAAAGAGAAAUGCUUGAAAACAAUAGGCGGGAUAUAACUCUCUCUAUGAUGAAGAACUACCCGCAGCUCCUACGCAAGUUUAUGGCUGACAAAGAAAAAAUAUCUUCAUUAGUUGAGAUUAUUGUACAUAUGAACCUUGAGCUCUAUUCCCUGAAGAGGCAAGAGCAGAAUUUCAAGACUGUUCUUCAGCUUAUGAAAGAGGCAUUCUUUAAACAUGUCGAGAAGGAUGCUUUGAGAUCUUGUGUGAAAGCUAUCAACUUCUGUUCCACCGAGAGUCGGGGAGAGUUAAAAGAUUUUGCCCAAAACAAGUUGAAGGAACUUGAGGAUGAGCUUAUUGCUAAGCUUAAAUCUGCAAUCAAAGAUGUUGUGGAUGGUGAUGAUGAAUACUCGCUGCUUGUAAGCUUGAAAAGAUUGUAUGAGCUUCAAUUGUCAAGGCCUAUAACUAUUGAGAGCUUAUAUGACGAUAUGGUUGGGAUUCUUCAGAAUUUCAGAAGCUUAGAUGACGAGGUUGUCAGCUUUCUGCUUCUAAACAUGUAUUUGCAUGUUGCCUGGUGCCUACACUCUAUCAUAAAAAGUGACACAGUCUCCGAGACAUCUUUGUCUUCCCUAUUAUCCAGACGCACUACUUUGUUUGAACAACUUGAGUACUUUCUGCACACACCUCCUGGAGCUCAGGAUGUGAGUAAAGGUGGAAAUCAGCUGGCAUGUAGGGUUUGCACUAUACUUGCUGAGGUGUGGUGUUUGUUCAGAAAGACAAACUUUGCUUCAACAAAUCUGGAAAGUCUGGGAUAUUGUCCUAACGAGCCUAUUCUUCAUAAGUUUUGGAAACUAUGUGAACAGCAGCUCUGUGUUUCAGAUGAUACAGAAGAUGACGAUGUCAACAGAGAGUAUGUUGAGGAGACAAACCGGGACGCAGUCAUAAUUGCUGCUGCCAAGUUGGUUGCUACUGAUGCAGUUCCUAAGGAGUAUCUCGGUCCAGAGAUCAUUUCGCAUUUUGUGAUGCAUGGAACAAGCAUCAGUGAGAUUGUUAAGCAUCUGAUAGCUGUUUUAAAGAAGCAAGAUGACGAUGUCUCUUAUAUUUUCCUAGAAGCGCUGAAAAGGGCCUACAAGAGACAUUUGACGCUACUUUCCAGUGGCAAUGAUGAAACCCUGUCAAGCAAGUCACUUAUGGAAUUAUGCAUUUAUGGAUGCUCCAAUGCAUCUGUCUUUCUUGGAUGGUGCGGUGCUGCAUUUUGUGUCGAAACUUCCUACGAUGAUAUUCUGGACAUUCUGAAAGAUGUCCAAAAACAGACGGAGAAUGUGAUCACGGACGAAGAUCCCAGUGGCUGGCGCCCCUAUUACGCAUUUGUAGAGACCUUAAGUGACAAAUAUGCAAAAACUGAAGGUUUGCAAGAUGAAAAAGAAGGGGUGUCUGUAAGAGGGCGUGGCCGUCCACGUAAGAGGCGCCAUUUAGAGGGAAAGAAACUGUUUGACGAGCACAGCUCAAGUGAAGAAGAGGAUUCAAUAAGCGCAUCUGACCAAGAUGCUCACGAUGAGGAAGAAAAGCAAGAAGAAGAGGAGGCUCCUUUAAUACAUUCACUUAGGCCAUCAUCCAAGCUGAGGUCAUUGAGAAUUUCAAGAGAGAGGAAUGAAGGAUUGGCUGCUUCCAGAACAUCAGGGGCAUCCAGCUAG
Molecule: messenger RNA, 3332 nt
Organism: Ilex paraguariensis (yerba mate)
Lineage: Eukaryota; Viridiplantae; Streptophyta; Magnoliopsida; Aquifoliales; Aquifoliaceae
Source: the annotation of a GenBank genome assembly